Messenger RNA from Myotis lucifugus (little brown bat), 1597 nucleotides. RefSeq names its product THO complex 6 (gene THOC6). The record is from RefSeq and is a predicted model, not a curated record. The transcript is spliced from 11 exons. NCBI's taxonomy places the organism in Eukaryota, Metazoa, Chordata, Mammalia, Chiroptera, Vespertilionidae. Bases 260 to 1456 code for a protein of 398 amino acids. Gene Ontology annotation, molecular function: protein binding. Gene Ontology annotation, biological process: mRNA export from nucleus. Gene Ontology annotation, cellular component: THO complex; transcription export complex.
GGGUCUGCUCGGCGGGGUGGGGGAGGGGAUCCGGCGUAGCGGGGCGGCGGUGGGCGCCUCUUAGUGUCGGGGGCCCGGGAGGUCUUCGCGGCGUUCACCUCAGCUCCUGGGGCUCCGGUGGCACGCGGCGACCGCCUGCCGGCCGAGCCUGCCGGCGGUACUGGACCAGUGGGACGCCGGGAAGGUAAACCGCUCCCGAACACGUCCGGACCCGGGAGGCUGUGUCGCGCGGAGCACUCUGGGAUUUGUAGUUCUCGAGAUGGAGCGAGCUGUACCGCCCACGGUGCCUCUGGGUCAGAUGGAGGUGUUUCAGGCCCUGCAGCGGUUGCACAUGACCAUCUUCUCCCAGUGUUUUUCACCCUGCGGGAAGUUCCUGGCGGCUGGGAACAAUUACGGGCAGAUCGCCAUCUUCAGCUUGUCUGCUGCUUUGAGCUCCGAGGCCAAAGAGGAAAGUAAGAAGCCCAUCGUGACCUUCCAAGCCCACGAUGGGCCUGUCUACAGCAUGGUCUCCACUGAUCGACAUCUGUUCAGCGCUGGGGACGGGGAGGUGAAGGCCUGGCUUUGGGCAGAGAUCCUCAAGAAGGGCUGUAAGGAGCUAUGGUGUCGUCAGCCCCCGUACAGGACCAGCCUGGAAGUGCCUGAGAUCAACGCUUUGCUUCUCGUCCCCAAGGAGAAUUCCCUCAUCUUGGCAGGCGGGGACUGCCAGCUGCAUACGAUGGACCUAGAGACGGGGGCCUUCACGCGGGCCCUCCGGGGCCACACAGACUACAUCCACUGCCUGGCGCUGAGGGACCGGAACCCUGAGGUGCUGUCUGGCGGCGAGGAUGGGACCGUGCGGCUUUGGGAUCUGCGCAUGGCCAAGGAGGUCCAGACAAUUGAGGUCUACAAGCAUGAGGUGAGGGCCUGCCCCCCACACACCCUGUUCUCCCUUCUCCCUGGGCCUCUCCUGUGUCUUGACCUCCUCCUCCCUUCCCCUCUUCCCUCCCAGGAGUGCUCCAGGCCCCACAACGGGCGCUGGAUCGGAUGCUUGGCAACUGACUCCGACUGGAUGGUCUGUGGAGGAGGCCCAGCUCUCACCCUCUGGCACCUCCGAUCCUCCACACCCACCACCAUCUUCCCCAUGUGGGCACCACAGAAGCAUGUCACCUUCUACCAGGACCUGAUUCUGUCAGCUGGCCAGGGCCCCUGCGUCAACCAGUGGCAACUGAGUGGGGAACUUAAGGCCCAGGUGCCCGGCUCCUCCCCAGGGCUGCUCAGCCUCAGUCUCAACCAGCAGCCAGCAGCACCGGAGUGCAAGGUGGGUCCUGCAAGGAGCUGUGGGGGUCCGGGGAGGCCAGGGGUGUGGGCAGCUCAGUCACCCCCCUCUUGCCUCCAGGUGCUGACAGCUGCAGGCAACAGCUGCCGGGUGGAUGUUUUCACCAAUCUGGGCUAUCGGGCCUUCUCCCUGUCCUUCUGACCUCCCGAAGCUGGUGGGGCCGGAGCAGAGGACCUGGACGAGGCCCUAAGCCCACCCUCUCGGGCAGGGAGAGGGCCUGGGGCCUCAGCGAGCCGGGGUCGGAACUGUUUUCUUUUUACAAAAUAAAAUGUCAGGCUUUUC